CUAAUAUAAAAAAUGGUUUAACAUCAAAAGACUUAUUAAUAAAUAAAAGUUUUCCUAAUGUUGGUAGUUUUGAGAAUAAUAAUAAUUCAAAUCUUGAGGAUGUUGAAGACAAUACUAAUAGUGAACUAAGCAGUAAUAAUAAAGACAACUUUGAGAAUACUAGUGAUCAAUAG
Molecule: messenger RNA, 173 nt
Organism: Cetraspora pellucida
Lineage: Eukaryota; Fungi; Glomeromycota; Glomeromycetes; Diversisporales; Gigasporaceae
Source: the annotation of a GenBank genome assembly